AUGAUGGACUACCAUGGCCUCAGUAACAUGUGGCCUCGGGAGCUUUUCUCGAGAGCCACGGCUCUGGGGGAAGAGCAGUACCUCGAGGUCAUCAAGCUGCAGGAGGAGCUGAAGUUCCAUUUCUAUUACACCGGGCUAGACCCCCUCGACGGCACUGACGAUCCGAAGGAGUUUCUGUGCUUGGUGGUAUAUAGCAAGAGUAACUGGCCUGGCGUGAAGAAAGGCCUGAAACAAAUAGGUGUUGACAUCGAUGCUUCACCAGAGGAGAAGGUGGACCAGGAGACCGAGGACCUAGCCAUACAGAUGAUGCUGCGAGCAUCAGAUGCUUGGAUAACGUAUUGCGACCCGUGGAUGAAGCGGGAGUUCACAGAUGAUUCCGCCGUUCUUCAGAAAGGCAAAGUUUACAGAUUCCGUGAGGAUGGGCUUAAGGAGAAGCUCGGGCUUUAG
Molecule: messenger RNA, 447 nt
Organism: Symbiodinium pilosum
Lineage: Eukaryota; Dinophyceae; Suessiales; Symbiodiniaceae
Source: the annotation of a GenBank genome assembly